GACGGGGCAUGGCGUCGCGCCUCGCCCAGCGGCGGUCCGUGGCCGCCCCGACGCGCCUCCAGACGACCGCAGACGCCACCAAACCUCGACUGUCAAUCGCGAGCCCUCGCAGCAGUACCAUCCCACCGGCGAGCAAGACACCGCCCGCCAAGACACGCCCGCCGCCCGCGCCAACGUCGACGAUACCAAAACCACGACCGUCGACGACGCCGUCGUCACAGAUUCAGCGCACGGCAACAAGCCGCGUGUCAUCCGCACCUCGGUCGACGGUACCGGAGAAGAAGCCACUGCUCACGCGACAAGCGACCACGUCGUCGUUGCUCAAGCCACCGCAUGCGAUCGAGACGUCGUCCAAGACCAACAAGCCUGUGAUGCGCAAGACAGCAUCGCUCUCGACACCGGCGCUCGUGCUUGCGACAGCGCGGCCGAUCGAGGCGGCGGCGAUGGCAGCGCUGCAGUCGUCGCCAACCGCCAAGGCUGCCUCCGACCUCGAGCUCGCGAUCGAACGCGAAGAAGGUGCGGCCAAGCUCGCAGCGUGCAACGAAUCGCUGGAAGCCAGGGACGCGGAGUUGGCAGCGUCGGUAUCGGAGCUGGCUACCAAGGACGCAGCGCUGGCUGCGAAAGAUGCCACGAUUGCUGAAUUCACCACCGCUUGCGCCCGGUUCAAGGCCGACUGCGAGUCGUAUGCGACGACGGCGCUCAACUGGAAAAGCAAAUGCGAGGCCGCCGAGGCCGCCGUUGUCGUGUGGCAAGGCAAGUGCGAGGCGCUGACGCGCGAGCUUCAGCACGCACAAUCCAACGCAGUGUCAAAAGAGGAUUUGCUCAAGCCCACCAUGGCACGCCGGAGCAGCUCGUCGGUGCUAUUGCGCGCCAACGCCGCAUGGGUCCAAGCCGCCGAGGGCCUCGAGCACCACUUGGCGGACGCGGAGACGCUCAUCCAGCACUUUCACAGCGACAGUGACGCGCCAACGUCACCGAUGCAGCGAACGGCAUCGUUGGUGCUGCCUGACACGAUCGCAGCGCUCGACGCGCAGCUCCAGCGGAUGCCGCUCCAGCUCGAAGACGAGACGAUGGCGAGCCAGCAAGGCUACGAGCGCGAGCUCUUCAACCUCAAGAAGGAGCUCCGGCGUCUCGGCGAGUACGUGCGGUCGCAGCAAAGCGUGACGCUCCUCGAAGACGAGUUCAAGCAGUACAAGCUCAGCACGGAAGAGAAGCUCCAUCGGUCCCACGACGAGCUCCAUAGCCUCCGCGCCAAGCUCUUGGGGCUGGCCAAGACGCACUGCGAGCAGAUGGGUGAGGCCGUCACGCGCAUGAAUGUGCUCGAAGAUACGAUCGAAGCGCUCCAAGCUGGCGCACCCGUCGCCGAGCCCGACGUCGCGGCGUGGAAAGUCGAGCGCGACCAGCUGGGCGCCACGAUCGCGUCGUACGAGCGCACGCACAUCGAGCUCCAGGCGCAGCUGGCGACACUCCAAGCGUCGGUCGUGAGCAUGAACGAGGAGAAGCUGUCGCUCACGGCGCAGUGCUCGUCGCUACAGAGUGCGCUCGCCAGCCGCAAGGACGUCGACGGCGUAUGGGACGUCAUGUCGUCGACGUCGGCGUGGGUCGUCGACGUCCUGCGGGCGCAGCUCGACCAAUGCUACCUCCAGCGCACUGUCUAUGCUCGAGGACCAUCAUCAUCUGCGUCGUCGAGCGCUCGGGUGCGCGAACUCGAAGCGCAGGUGCGCGCUGUGAACGCCACGCUGCAGGAUCGCGAGUCUCAGGUGCGCGAACUCGAGAGCCAAGUACGGGACCUCGAAGUGGUUGCGAGCGCCAACGUGGACAUGGAAAACCUGCAGCUACAACUGGACGGGCAGGAACGCCAGCUCACAGCGCUUCGUGCGCAAAAACACCACGAGAGUGUCGAGAGCCACGCACGGAUCGUUGCGCUCGAACUUGAGCGCGACGAACUUGAAUCUGGAGCGCGCGAAUCGGCCGUGCAGCUGCAGCAGCUCCAGAAGCACAUUGUGUCACUCACCGCGCGGUACGACCAGGAGCAAGCGAAUAGCGUGCAGCUGGAUGCGACGCUGGAGGCGCAGCAAGCGCACAUCACGGCGCUCGAGCGCACGAAGGCCACGAUGGCGACCAAGAUGGCGCAGCUGGAGCGGGCGCUCGCCCUCGCCGAUAAGCAGCACGCGACGCAUCGACAGCUCUUGGACCGCGACCACACGGCCUCGGCGACGCUGCACUUGGAGAUCGCGCACUUGAAAAAGCAGAACGACGGGCUCGCCCAGCUCCUCGGUCGCCAAGAAGCCGCACUCAACGAUGCGCACAAGAACGUGGCCGACCUCGAGGGUCAAGUCGAGCGCUACCAGCUGCAGCAAGUCGAGUUGGAUCAGUACAAGCACGAGGUCGAGGCCAUGGAGGAGAUCCUAGAGGCCAGCAGUCCGCUUCAUGGCGCGGCCGUGCGCCCGCACGUGUUCCCGGCCUCGUCGCCGCCGUCGCCAAGUGCGAAGCGAAGCCUCGAUCCCGCCGCCCACGUGGCCAUGUGGCGCGAGCGCUGCGCUGCGCUGGAAGGUACUAACGCCGCGCUGCUGGCAAAGCUCCAAGCAAAGGACGAGCCUGACAUCCGCUUCUACGUCGCUCAAGUAGAUGGUCUCGAAGAGCGCCUUGGCGAGCAAGCGGCCAUGUACCAAGGCCUCCUCGACGACGCCCAAGCGCGCUGCGCCGAGCUCAGCGCCAAGUACGACGCUGUAAUGCGACAGCUGCCGACCAGCCAAGACCAAAGCACAUAGCGUCAUAGUAAUCGUAACCUUCGUGCUUAGAGCUCCUCC
Saprolegnia parasitica CBS 223.65 is the source of this 2810-nucleotide messenger RNA. RefSeq lists its product as hypothetical. The record is from RefSeq and is a predicted model, not a curated record. The transcript has 2 exons. Lineage: Eukaryota; Oomycota; Saprolegniomycetes; Saprolegniales; Saprolegniaceae. The coding region runs from base 9 to 2771 and encodes 920 amino acids.